AUGGCGACGCGCAGCGACGCGCCCGAAGUGCGCGAGUCCAUCGAGGCCAAGGUCACCAAAGAUGUCGAAAUGGCCGACGCACCCGACGCCAGCACCGCCGAAGCCAAGCAACCCGAACCGACUGUCUCUGCGAAACCGGCUGAAUCCGACAAAAUGGAUAUUGACGCUGGUGCGAAUGCCGACGCCGACGCCGAUGCCGACGCAGACGCGGACGGUGAAGCGGAUGCAGAUGGCGACAUUGACGUAGAUGCAGACGCAGACGCAGACGCAGACGCGGAUGGUGAAGUUGACGCAGACGCUGAUGCAGAUGGAGAUCCAGAUGAUGGCGUCGCAUCCCCCGUGGAAUCCGAGCCUGGCGACCUUUUGGAUGUCAUCCAAACAAUCAGCUCAACCGUGAGCAACUACAAGGAUGAAGACGGUGAAUGGUGGGCGGCUAGUUUCCAGCGCAUCCCGAACAAACGUCAACUGCCAGAUUACUUCGAGAUUAUCGAGAACCCCAUCGCCUUCAGCACCAUUCGCCACAAGAUCCAAAAGAAGUUGUACACAGAUUUCCCCGAGUUUGUUCGCGAUCUUGCACAGAUUUGUCACAAUGCGCAGGUGUAUAAUCGGCCUUCCUCGGCCAUCUUUAAGAGUGCCACCGUCAUCCGAGAUCUUUUCAAGAAGGAGCUGCAGAAACUCGUUGCCAAAGGCACGAUCAAGUCUGAAGAGGCAGAGCUUCCCGAUUUGGGCGAGCUCCCGCCCGCAGAAGACUCGUCGCCAGAGGCCGAAUCCGAAGAGGACGAAGGAGAGGAGGAGGAGGAGGAGGAGGAAGAGGAAGAGGAGGAAGACGACGAGUCCGACGAUGACGGAAAACGCCGACGAAGCAGGAGGCGUGGCCGAACUUCGCUCACCAAGCGCCAGCUUGAGGAGGCCCGGGAGGAAGACGAACAUAAGAAGCGCGGCCGCCCUCCCAAAGUCUUGACACCGCUCGAGGCGCGUAUUCACAACGUCAUCAAGGGCCUGCGCAAGUUCCAGUCAGACGACGGUGACUUGCUCAUUGGUCCCUUUGAGAAGUUGCCCGAUAAGCUUGCGAACCCGGACUAUUACCAAGUCAUCACCAACCCUAUUGCGCUCGACAACAUCAAGAGAAAUGCUAAGAGGAAGAAAUACUCGACUGUCGAUGAUGCGCUCAAGGAUAUCGAUCUCAUGUUCAACAAUGCAAAGGAGUAUAACGAGGAAGCCAGUGACAUUUACGAAGCCGCUGUCGAGCUGCAGAGGCAAGCACGUGAGCUGGUCGCGCAGGAAAAGUCGAGGCCAGACGAUGAAUUCCGUGACGAGGAUGGCAAACUGCCACUGUCGGAAAUUCAGCACAACGGCCAAGCAUGGCGAGUCGGCGACUGGGUGCAUAUUCGUAAUGUCAACGACAUGGCCAAACCCAUUGUCGCGCAAAUAUUCCGAACGUGGCAAGACCGAGCUGGACAGCGAUGGAUCAACGCUUGCUGGUACUACCGUCCCGAGCAGACGGUGCACAGGUUCGAGAAGCACUUUUUCGAGAACGAGGUGGCAAAGACGGGCCAGUAUCGCGACCACCAGAUCGAAGAGGUGCUCGACCGAUGCUUCGUCAUGUUCGUUACGCGGUUCAAUAAAGGACGGCCGCGUACUCUGCCGGCGGAUAAGGAGGUGUACGUGUGCGAGUCUCGGUACAACGAGGCGACUUGUAAAUUCAACAAGAUCAAGACGUGGACGAGCUGCGUGCCUGACGAAGUCCGGGAGAAGGAUUACGAGAUGAAGCUGUUUGAUCAGCCGCGACGGCUCAAGAAGGUGCCCAGCCCGAUCAAACACCUGUUGCAGGCGGAUGCGAAGGAAACGGAUGAGCUCCCGAAACCGACCUGGGGGGCAGCAAACGCACCGCCCAUUAUUGGUGCCGUGCAUCGGCGCCCUCGAGAAUCAAACGAGUCUCCUCCACCUGAGCCCACGCCUUCUCCGCCGCCCAUGAGCCAAGAGCCUGCGCGACGGCCUUCAGUUCUCCAGGCGAUGCGCCAGACGCCGAGCGACAUGUCGAUGGGUAAUCCUCCCACGCCUUAUGGGCACGGAAUGGGAGCUGCGCCGUCUCCGUCGCCAGCAAUGUAUGCUCAGCAGUACACGCCUCAGCAUGCUUCGGCAUCGCCGGUCGCGGUGAACCAUCAAACGCCGGUGCCUCUACCCCAACUUCCUCACCAGGCGUCUCACUCUCCGCAGCAGCCCAUCCGCCCCAUGUACCAGCAGCAGGGAUUUGCGCCAAGCCCGUUCCAGCACCAGCAGCACCCACAGCACCAGCAGCAGCAGCAACAGCACCAUCCCCACCACGCACCACAGCACAUGCACCCUCAGCAGCAGCACCACCAAGGCCCGCCCCCUCCAGCACCUCAGUUCCAGCAGCACCACCUCCCGCCGCACCAACAGCAACAGCACCAGCACCAUCAGGCCCAAGCGCCGCCGGUCCCACAGCAGCACCACCACCAGCAACAGCACGGUCACCACCAAAUGCAUCCACAAAUGAUGCCAGCAAAUCCCAUGGGCGGCCCGACCUACAACCAUCAUCAAAUGCAGCCUCAUCCCGCUGCAGCCCGCACCCCCAUGGCCAACACGCCCAAUGCCAUGCAGCCCGCCAAUGCCUACAACCCUCCUAGGCCUCCCGAGGUUUUUACCCUGGCCGAAUCCCUCAACGACCAGAUCCCCGAAGAGGUGCGCAGCCAGUACAACAGGGACGAGAACGGCAGAAUCUUUUUCUACUCCACACCGCCCAUCGCCCGCCCCGAACACGGCCUCGCCCCAGACAAUGCCAACUCGGGCCACAGCCUCGCCUACCUUGCUAAGAGCAACCCGCAAUGGCUGGCCGAACGCGCCUCCCGCGCAAAGCCCUUUGCCGUCGCCAAGCAGAAGGAGUUGAAGGUCAAGAUGGCCCUCGACAAGGUCACCGAACCCGCCAAGGGCAAGACGGGUGAUGAGCUUCGCGACUGGGCCGCCGACUCCCUGGUCCGCUACGUCGAGGCGCACGCCCAGGAGACGUCGCGCAUGCGCCAAGAGGGCGAUCUGGACGGUCACGACCGCCUCAUGAAGGAGCAGCGCGCCGCGCGCCGCAAGAAGACGAGAAAGGAGCUGGAAGAGGAGGAGGAGCGAGCCGACGAGGCGAAGCGUGCCAAUUACCUCGAGGACAUUUACUUUGUCCACUCCAGUCUGCGCACGCCCAAGCCUGCUCACUGA
Molecule: messenger RNA, 3222 nt
Organism: Colletotrichum lupini
Lineage: Eukaryota; Fungi; Ascomycota; Sordariomycetes; Glomerellales; Glomerellaceae
Exons: 5
Coding region: 1-3222 (1073 amino acids)
Biological process (GO): chromatin remodeling
Cellular component (GO): RSC-type complex
Molecular function (GO): chromatin binding; protein binding
Source: RefSeq, a predicted model, not a curated record